UCCGAGGCAGGGGUUUGCUCACUUCAAUGGAGUUGGGUACGAGUCGCCGCCGGCGUUCCUCCGAGCCAGGCUCUGCCGGCGGAGCGGACUACCUCAGCGCCCUCCCCGAAGAUCUCCUCCUCCUGGUCCUCGCCCGCCUCGGCUGCGCCGCCGCCGCCGCGCGCACCGGCCUCGUCUCCCGCCGAUGGCGCGGCCUGUGGGCCCGCCUCCGCGAUCUCGCCUUCCAGGGCGUCGCCUUCCCGUCGCUCCAGGUGGCGCUCGGCCGCGUAGCCCGCCCCCCUCCCGCGGUCUCCCUCCUCGAGAUCCGCGUCUCCGAUGAACACCUGCCCAUCUUCGACGCCGAUGACGUCACAUCGGUGCUGCGCGCUGCCGCACUGCUCGCGCCGGAGAAGCUCGUCUUCGCCCUCCCGUGGGACCCAGAUCCGGCUCCCACAGAGGUCGACCUGCCGUGCUUCCACCGCGCCACCUCGAUCGUGCUGGAGAGGAUCCCCUUCCUCCUCCGCACACCGGCUGCCGGGGCCGAGUUCCCCACCCUCCGCACGCUGUCUGAUGUGGACCGAACCCCGUGCGGUACAACAGUACGUAUGGCCAUAUCACUGUCCCUCAGGGACUGCAAAAUUGAGAGCAUCAGCGCCUUUAUCUCGUUCUGCCCACACCUGCGCGUGCUCGGUCUCGAGGGCAUUUGGGUCGGCGACGACCUCGGCGCCUUGCUCUCCCUCUGCCCACACCUGCGCGCGCUCAGGCUCAAGAAGCCCGUUUGUCUGGGCGAUGACGACUGGACAGUCCACUCAACGUCACUGCAGGAGCUUGUCAUGGACGGCAAGAAUUUAUGGGCACGGCGGGUCGACAUUGUUGCCCCCAUGCUCAAGCAGUUGACGCUGUCCUUACACGCCUACAAUCAAGUGACCAUCUCCAUCGUGGCACCAAUGCUGGAGAACGUCUCGUGGCAAUGCCUCUAUGCCAAGGGAAUUAUUGGGUUUGGUCUUUGGACCCUGGAGAAGCUGAGCCUGCAUACCGCAGAGAAACAGGGGCAGCUCUCUUCGCUGCAGAUUCAUGCCUGCAAUAGCUGGUUUACCUUUUCCGAUGAAGAGACCAACUUCGCACAGGAGAUAGAGAAGCAUAUGAUUGUCGACUUCUCUGCUUUGGAGCUGCAUUUGUCAGCAAUGGGCCAUGUUUCUGGAGCAUUUGUGUCGCAUCUUCUUGGGUUGAAUCGGAUUCGUAGCGCCAUACGGAGGCUUAAGGUCGCCCUUCUGAGAUUAGAGGAGGAAGAAACCUGCCCUGCAAAUUGUCCUUGUGAGUGUACGAACUGGAGGAGACAAAUUAUCUCCUUGACUGCUCUUGAAGAAGUAGAAAUACAUGGCUUCAGAGGAGAUGCUCAUGAGCUUGAUUUCUUGAAACUAAUAUUCAGCUGUGCACCAAUGCUUAAAAGGAUGAUUGUGAGGCUGCCAGGUGAGGUCUCGUCAAGUAAUGAUAGAUGCACGGAAAUAUAUGACAUCUUCAGGGGGUAUUCUUCUGUGAAAUGCAAUGUUUAUCUCAGCUCUGGUAAGUACAUGUUCUGCAUGCUUGAUUUGUAUGCUCUUUGA
Messenger RNA from Triticum aestivum (bread wheat), 1583 nucleotides. RefSeq lists its product as uncharacterized. The transcript is spliced from 4 exons. NCBI's taxonomy places the organism in Eukaryota, Viridiplantae, Streptophyta, Magnoliopsida, Poales, Poaceae. Bases 27 to 1583 code for a protein of 518 amino acids. Gene Ontology annotation, molecular function: protein binding. The record is from RefSeq and is a predicted model, not a curated record.